CAGGCUUUUGUUGUGUUUAGACCACAUACCUCCAGCCCCCGAGACGAGAGUGCAUGUGUGUGCGAGCCAGAGAGCGCGAACGGGGCAAGGCUGCUGCUUGCACACUGCUCGCACACCUCACUUACUACUUGAUAAAGAGGCAGCUGCUAAAGAGAGGACUUUUGUUAUAGCGCAGAUCAAAUUGUGGGACGCUGGAAUUGUUUGGAUUUGGCGCACUGGGUUAUGUUAAUGGGGCAGGGAGGUUAAACGCAGCGCUUGAACUGAAGACAGCCGCAAAUAAGCAAGUCCUUGGAGAAGGUAUAUAUCAGCAGGGGAUAAGGGUUGGUGUGUUUCAGAACAGAUUAGUGCAGUCGCAGGUUCUCUCUGCUGCACCCUCAUACACGAGACUCCUCAAGCGCUAUCCGACCAAUCAAGCUCUUUUAUUCUCUUCUCUGAUUGGUUUUUAAGUCAUGAUGCAAGAGUCAAGGACAGAGGCGACAAAUGGAACAGCCAAUCAGAACGGCUCCCCACCUAGUGUGGAGGGACACAGAGAAGUUCGAUCCAAGAGCGCCACUCCUUCCUCUGACAUCACAGCGUCUGACCUCGUCAACUUCCAGCAGCAGCAGGCCUUACAAGUUGCACGACAGAUCCUUCUCCAACAUCAACAGCAAAGCAGUGCCCACAAGUCCCCAAAAAACAAUGACAAGCAACCUGCAGCACAGGUCCCAGUUUCUGUUGCUAUGAUGACACCACAGGUCAUAACUCCUCAGCAGAUGCAGCAGAUCCUCCAACACCAAGUUCUGAGCCCACAGCAGCUCCAGCUGUUACUGCAGCAGCAACAAGCACUGAUGUUACAGCAGCAGCAACUCCAGGAGUUCUACAAGAAACAGCAAGAACAACUCCACCUUCAGUUCAUCCAGCAGCAGCAUGGCAGCAAACAGCAGACUAAAGAGGUGUCUGCACAGCAGUUGGCGUUCCAGCAACAGCUGCUCCAGGUUCAGCAGCUCCAGCAGCAGCAUCUCCUGAGCCUGCAGAGACAAGGCCUGCUGUCCAUUCAGCCCAACCAGACUCUGCCCCUGCACUCCCUCACUCAGGGCAUGAUUCCAGCCGAACUGCAGCAGCUGUGGAAGGAGGUGACAAACAGCCAUGUAAAGGAGGAGAACAGCGCGACCAAUAACGGUCACCGGGGUCUGGACCUGUCAUCUCCCUCCCCCGUUCCCCCCAAAAACCACAACCAGCAUGCAUCCACCAACGGCCAGUACAUCAGCCACUCGCUCAAGAGAGAGGGAUCAUUGUUGGAUGAUCAUUCUCCUCACAGUCACCCUCUCUAUGGCCACGGAGUCUGCAAAUGGCCAGGAUGUGAAGCUGUGUUUGAAGACUAUCAGUCAUUCCUGAAACAUCUGAAUAAUGAACAUGCCUUGGAUGACAGGAGCACGGCGCAGUGCAGGGUGCAGAUGCAAGUAGUUCAACAGCUGGAACUGCAGUUAACGAAAGACAAAGAGCGUCUCCAAGCAAUGAUGACUCAUCUUCAUGUGAAGUCUACAGAGCCCAAACCUGCCCCACAGCCACUGAACCUGGUCUCUAACGUCACCCUGUCCAAGACGGCUCCUGAGGCUUCGCCGCCCCUCAGCCUACCCCAAACGCCUACUACCCCAACGGCCCCCCUCACGCCGCUCUCACAAACCCACUCUGUUAUCACCCCCACCAGCCUGCACAGUGUCGGUCCCAUGCGCAGACGCUACUCAGACAAGUACAUCAUGACCAUAUCUCCAGAUAUUGUCCAGAACAAAGAGUUCUACAUGAAUGCUGAAGUAAGACCUCCUUUCACAUAUGCUUCGCUAAUAAGACAGGCAAUACUAGAGUCACCAGAAAAACAGCUAACACUAAACGAGAUCUACAACUGGUUCACGCGAAUGUUUGCAUAUUUCAGACGCAAUGCAGCAACAUGGAAGGGUGCCGUGCGCACCAAUCUCUCCCUGCAUAAAUGUUUUGUAAGAGUUGGGGAUGACUUUGGGUCCUUUUGGACCGUAGAUGAUGAAGAGUUUAAACGCGGCCGCCACAUACAACAAGGUCGCCCCAGGAAGCACGCGGCUGACGAAAGCUGUGACAAGCUGCUUGUACAAAGUCCAGCUCUAGUAAAAAACAUCCAUACCACUUUGGGAUAUGGCCCCGCUCUUUCUGCAGCCUUCCAGGCUUCAAUGGCAGAGAACAACAUACCUCUAUACACUACUGCUUCCAUCGGAAGUCCCACUCUUAACUCGCUUGCCAGAGCCAUCCGAGAUGAAAUGAAUGGGGCCAUGGACCACGGGAACAGCAACGGUAGUGACAGCAGCCCUGGACGCUCACCCCUGCCAGCUAUGCAUCAUAUCAGCGUAAAAGAGGAGCCACUGGACCCCGAGGAGCUCGAAGGUCCCCUUUCCCUUGUGACCACAGCCAAUCACAGUCCAGACUUUGACCACAACAGAGAUUAUGAGGAUGACCACGGUCACGAGGACAUGCUGUAAGCCUGGUUUCACCCAGGUCCUCUGCUGAAAAAGGCCAUACUAACUGCGGUCACCUGUGAGACCACUCCAGAAAUAGCAAGCCCAAGACUGGAUUCACAAUCCUCUUGCUGACAGCUAUUAAAAUGUUCCAAUUUACUCUUAGUGCCAUUAAAUACGAAACAAAAUACGAGAUAAGAAACUC
Messenger RNA from Carassius carassius (crucian carp), 2664 nucleotides. Its product is annotated as forkhead box protein P1-B-like. Gene Ontology annotation, cellular component: nucleus. NCBI's taxonomy places the organism in Eukaryota, Metazoa, Chordata, Actinopteri, Cypriniformes, Cyprinidae. The transcript is spliced from 19 exons. Gene Ontology annotation, biological process: regulation of transcription by RNA polymerase II. Gene Ontology annotation, molecular function: DNA-binding transcription repressor activity, RNA polymerase II-specific; RNA polymerase II cis-regulatory region sequence-specific DNA binding. The record is from RefSeq and is a predicted model, not a curated record. The coding region runs from base 450 to 2483 and encodes 677 amino acids.